CACAGUAGCCUUCAGGCAGAGCUCCUGGGAUGCGCAGGAAGUGCGGCUACAGGUUUUGUCGGGGGGAAAUCUGAGCCAUUUCUCUGUGGACAGCUGUGCUGCAGAGUCUGGGCAAGUUGCUGCUGAAUUUUGCACGGGCUUCCAGGAGUUUGUGGAAGUAUAAUACUUUGUCAUUAUGCGAUGUCGUCUCUCGGUCCCUCCUUUGUGCAAAUUAAAUUUGAUGACUUGCAGUUUUUUGAAAACUGCGGCGGAGGAAGUUUUGGGAGUGUUUAUCGAGCCAAAUGGAUAUCACAGGACAAGGAGGUGGCUGUGAAGAAGCUGCUGAAGAUAGAGAAAGAGGCGGAAAUACUCAGUGUCCUCAGUCACAGAAACAUCAUCCAGUUUUAUGGAGUAGUUCUUGAGCCUCCCAACUAUGGCAUCGUCACAGAAUAUGCCUCCCUGGGAUCACUGUAUGAUUACAUUAACAGUAACAAAAGUGAAGAGAUGGACAUGGAACACAUUAUGACCUGGGCCACUGAUGUAGCCAAAGGAAUGCACUAUUUACAUAUGGAAGCUCCUGUCAAGGUCAUUCACAGAGAUCUCAAAUCAAGAAAUGUUGUUAUAGCUGCUGAUGGGGUAUUGAAGAUCUGUGAUUUUGGUGCCUCUCGGUUCCAUAACCAUACAACACACAUGUCCUUGGUUGGAACGUUCCCGUGGAUGGCUCCAGAAGUUAUCCAGAGUCUCCCUGUGUCUGAGACUUGUGACACAUAUUCCUAUGGUGUGGUUCUCUGGGAGAUGCUAACAAGGGAGGUCCCCUUUAAAGGUUUGGAAGGAUUACAAGUAGCUUGGCUUGUAGUGGAAAAAAACGAGAGAUUGACCAUUCCAAGCAGUUGCCCCAGAAGUUUUGCUGAACUGUUACAUCAGUGUUGGGAAGCUGAUGCCAAGAAACGGCCAUCUUUCAAGCAGAUCAUUUCAAUUCUGGAGUCCAUGUCAAAUGACACUAACCUUCCCGACCAGUGUAACUCAUUCCUGCACAACAAGGCCGAGUGGAGGUGCGAAAUUGAAGCAACUCUUGAGAGGCUGAAGAAACUAGAGCGUGAUCUCAGCUUUAAAGAGCAGGAGCUGAAAGAACGAGAAAGACGUCUGAAGAUGUGGGAGCAAAAACUAACGGAGCAGUCCAACACCCCGCUUCUCUUGCCUCUUGCUGCAAGAAUGUCUGAGGAGUCUUACUUUGAAUCUAAGACAGAGGAGUCAAACAGUGCAGAGAUGUCAUGUCAGAUCACAGCAACAAGUAACGGGGAGGGCCAUGGCAUGAACCCAAGUCUGCAGGCCAUGAUGCUGAUGGGCUUUGGGGAUAUCUUCUCAAUGAACAAAGCAGGAGCUGUGCUGCAUUCUGGGAUGCAGAUAAACAUGCAAGCCAAGCAGAAUUCUUCCAAAACCACAUCUAAGAGAAAGGGGAAGAAGGUCAACAUGGCCCUGGGGUUCAGUGAUUUUGACUUGUCAGAAGGUGACGAUGAUGAUGAUGACGGUGAUGAGGAGGAUAAUGACAUGGAUAAUAAUAGUGAAUGAAAGCAGAAAGCAAAGUAAUAAAAUGGAAAAUGUUUGGAAAAACAAAAUAAACUUGUUAUCUCAGUCUGUACAAAAACCAGGAAGGAGGUAGAAAACCAAGCAUUGCGUUUGUAGGCCAAUUACAUUUAUGUGACAGUCAUUUCUUAAUUGAUUUUACUUUUGAUUUGUUUUUGCUUACAGAAAAAUGGGAGGGUCGGGGGAGGUCAAGCCAAAAGGUAUACGAAUCAGCAAAUGUGGUGCCUGAUUAUAGAAAUUUGUGAUUCCAUAUACAAUAUAGUAUUUUUAGCUAAUGACGUGCUGGCUUUUUAUUUAAUGAAUAUUUUAUAGCUUGUAUUUGAUUUGAUUACUUGAUUUCAUUUAUUCAGUUGCUUAAGAAAACUUACAUUUUAAACAAGCACUCUUAACUCCUAAUCUUCUUUGACACUUGAUUUUCUUGUUACAUACUACUUUUUUUUUAUAGCAAUACACUGUACUAUCAGAAACGAUUGAUAGUGACUACAAAAUCCAACAAUUAAAAAAAAUUGAGAUGAAAGAAGGAUGUCACAAAUACUUCUUCAGAAGUACCUAAAUGCCGAGAAUUUUCAAUAUUUAAUAGCGCAACCUUUCAAAGUGAGACCUGAGAGAUGUUCUUCUCCAUAGCACAUUUGAAGGAGAGAGACUCUAAUCUGAAAACAGCAGCAGAUGUCACAGGCUUUCCAACCAGUGCUAGCCCUGGAAGCUUCUUAACAGCAACACACUGUCAUCCAAGCCUUACCCCUUCCUUUAUACAGGGAGAGAUGUGGUCUGCGAGGGGACUUCGGCAGUGUGAGGUUUGCCACAGGCCCGCUCUGCACUUCCGGUGAGAGCACGUGUGUGUGUGUGUGUGUUUCAGAGAGGCCUGAUGAUCUUGGAUUCUCAACAUAUGGAUAGAUUUUUUUUUAAGAAGGAAAUAAAUACUAUAAAAGGACCGGCAAAGAUAAGUUUUCAUUACUUAGGCAAACGUACAAGACGAAGGGUCUUUUGAUAGGAAAUGUAGCCCUCCAGGCUGUCUCUUUUGAACCCUGACUAAGGAUGCUGGAGCCAGAGGGAAGGAGGUGUGGGUGCUGCUGUAAAAUCCUGGGCAGCCAGAGAUGCUCCAAAUGUUAUCACAUAUUUGUCAAAGCUUGUCUAAACUAUAAAACACCGUUUUUUAAAAAAAUAACUACAGGACAUUUGUAGUUAUGAAAAAAGGCAAAAGAACAAAGACUUUUUUUCCAGCCUAAAUUAGAGAACAGCACUGUUCAUUUGACUAGUAAAUCAAAGUCCUUUUGGUGAUUCUUUUUAUGGAAGAUUUAAGAAAGGACAUCAUCAUAGAUAGUAAUACUAUUUUCAAGUAUAUUUGAUCGUAAAAAGCCUCUUGGAAUUUGAAGCAUGGCGUGCCUCUAACCCUAUUAAGAGCUGAAAAAUACCCACAAAAUGAUCUGUGCACUGUUCCAGCUUUAUUUGGAGAAAAAUAACAAAUAAAUUUGGGCAAAUGAUUUAACCUCUUUGUGUCUGUUUGCUCAUCUCUAACAUGGGAAUGAUGAUAGAUCUACUUCAAAGAACUAUUAUGAAGAUUAUUACUAUUAUUAUGACGAUGAAGAUGAAACAAUACACAGAGAGCACUUCGGUGCCACGCCCAUGUAAACAGUCAGUUAAUGUUAGCUGCUGUGAUGAUGCCAGUGAAAAGACACUGAAAAAUGAGUGGUUUCAGUAACCUUCUGGAAAAAUAAACUAGCGACAUCAAGUGAUUAUUUGUUUAGUAUGAGAUGAAAUUAAAAGUUGAUUGCUUUCAGGGAAGAGUGUGAGCAAUAGAUGAAUUCUGUCGGCCUUUAAGGCUACCACCCACAGACUAAGUAGAUACAGAAAGAGUAGGUAAGUCUUUCACUUAGAAAGGGGGUUCCUCACAUACCCAAUCUGAUACAUAGAUACAGAGACACGCACACCACAAUAUAGUGCUGGUGACAAAUUGACAUACACUUAAAUAAGCGUCCUGUCUACUCCCUGACUCAAGCCAGGCCACUCAAGCAGAAAAAUCUCAGAGUAGAGCAGAAGGUUUGCACCUCUUGACUUCCCGGCAUGCCCUGCGACACUAUGGCUUAGCAGCCUGAAGGAAAGAGCUCAAGACGGUAGUUUAAAAGCCUCUUGCACAUUUUACCAGGCAAAGAUAAAGCCAUUCAUUCCACAAACAUUCAUUGAGCCCCUUCUCUGUGCCAGGUACUGUUUCAGGGAACAACUAGACAACAAUCUUUGCACUGUGGAGAUCAACACUAAACAAAACUAAUAUAUUUUAUGGAAUGAAAACCUGGGAUAAGUGUGUGCUGUCAAAUGAAGGAGGGAGGGAGGAGAAGGCCCAUAGGGAAUGUUGAGGUGUUUUCAUGUGUGGUUAGGAAAGGCCUCACUGAUAAAGGAAUCUCUGUGGGCUAAUUUUGGGAUCUGUGCAUUUUAUGUAAGAAUGUAAACCUUGCCCCUCAUUUAGGAAUAAUCAGCAAUAAAUUUAAAACAGACAGAUGAACUUAAUGAAACUGACAUUUUCCCUUUACAUAUAUAUCUAUUAUGAUUAUACAUAAAGUUUUGCUGCAUUAAUAAAAACAGCCAAAUAGGGCCAAAAGAGAAGGUAGUAGGAUUCUGUACCCAGGCCCAGAUUUACCAUUAACUAGAUAAUACUUCUGGAAUAUUUCCAUCCCUGCCAUUUCCCACCAAUAUUCCAGAGGUGAUUAUAAUUCAAUGUUCUGCCAUCAAGGAACUAUACAGAUUUAGGAUACAACGAAUUGAUAACCUCGGUGAUAAACUUAAAACUGUUCUCUACCAAGAAUUGGGCUGUAGUUCCCACAGGGCAUCAGCUGUUUUACUCUCUGUUCCAAAGCAGUAUCUUCUAGGGUUUUGAAUAUCCCUGAAACCUGAAUCAUAGAAACAGCAUUUUAUUUAUUUAUUUAUUAUUUUUUUGCGUCUUUGUUGACUUU
Molossus molossus (Pallas's mastiff bat) is the source of this 4508-nucleotide messenger RNA. It is a transcript of the gene MAP3K20, whose product is annotated as mitogen-activated protein kinase kinase kinase 20. Gene Ontology annotation, cellular component: cytoplasm. Lineage: Eukaryota; Metazoa; Chordata; Mammalia; Chiroptera; Molossidae. Gene Ontology annotation, biological process: protein phosphorylation. The record is from RefSeq and is a predicted model, not a curated record. Gene Ontology annotation, molecular function: protein kinase activity; ATP binding; protein binding. The coding region runs from base 181 to 1548 and encodes 455 amino acids. The transcript has 12 exons.